AUGAAUUCUGUUUAAAAUGAAAGCUCUGAAUUAGAGGAAAAACUAGAUGAAAAUGAACAUUUAACUGAAAAAAAAACAAAACUUGCUUGCAAUUUCUCUUCUGAAUGUAGAUAUUAUGUUUGCUUGUUGUUAGUUUAAAUUAUUGCGAUAUCUGUGAGCUUAACUUUUGGUAUUCUAUUUUAUAUAACACAAAAAGAUGGAGAUAAAAACGAUUACUGCGAAAAUGAAAGUCUUAAAAAAUGGGCUCAUGCAACAAGCAUACUCUUUUUUAUCAGUCUUGGUUAAAUUUUUAUUUUAUACACAUCCGCUUUAUUAUAAGUCAAAUUUAAUUUGGACUAUUUUGGAACAAUUUUAGUUGGAUUUAUAUUCUAUAUAUCUCCAGCUCUUUUUUCUUUAAUUGAAACUGGUUAAUUUGUUUGCUUGAUAGGACUCUAAAUAAAUAACUCUAGCGAUUGUGGUAUCCUUUAUAAAGUUACUUUAGCAUAUUGUAUAAUUUCCUAUAUUUUAAUUGGAUUAGCUGGUCUGAUAACUUUUAUUUAAUAUAUAAAAAAAUGA
Tetrahymena thermophila SB210 is the source of this 555-nucleotide messenger RNA. Its product is annotated as transmembrane protein, putative. The record is from RefSeq and is a predicted model, not a curated record. The transcript has a single exon. NCBI's taxonomy places the organism in Eukaryota, Ciliophora, Oligohymenophorea, Hymenostomatida, Tetrahymenidae.